AAGAAAAAAAAAAAAAAAAAAAAAGAAAAAAAAAGUAAAGACCUUUAGCCGUACAACAAUUUCGAGACAGAGCAGGAUUGAACAGGAUAGUGCAGGAUAGUGCAGGAUAGGACAGUUAUAAAAAACUCUUUCAUCUUUGCUCUACUAUAUUUCACUCGCCGUCAUCAUGAGCACAGAACUGAGUGGCAGUACCGGCAACAUUAAUUCUACUCCCGUUGCCGUUCCAACUCCUGAUGCUGUUGAAUCAGACUCUCUCAACGUCCCUCUCAUUGCCACUGUUCCUGUCUCUGUGUCCCCAAUAACAGCAAUAGUUACGCCUACAACCUCAACUAUCUCUGCAACCACACCAACCGUAGCUGCUGCUGGCAUCUCGGAACUCGCUGCUCUUCCAGUGCCGACCCAAACGCCAGAAGAGAUCGCCAAACGGAAUGCGAUCAACGAGAAGAUUCGAACCGAGAACAGGGAGCGUAAAAAGAGAUGGCGUGAAGCUAAUGAAGACCGGAACAAGGACAAUGACUUGAGGUGCAGAGUGAAUAAGCGAGCAAAUAAAGUCUUUGUCCCAGGCCAGGAAGAACAAAAGAAGCAAUGGAUUGAGGAAGAAUUCCUCAAGCGGCAGGCAAAGCGUAAAGAGAAAGAACUGAGCAAUUAGCACUGCAUGCACAGGCCACGGCUGCUGCUGCUGCCGCCGCCGCCGCUGUUACUGGCACCAGUUUAACAUCUGAAUUGCUCACAUCCGGUUUGCUAUUGCAGCACCAGCAUCUUCAACCCACAACCUCGGCUCUCAAUCCAGCGAAUCCUCAUUUUGAUGCCAAUACGGUCAAGACAGCGCUGGCGCUGAACGAUC
Messenger RNA from Lobosporangium transversale, 844 nucleotides. RefSeq lists its product as hypothetical. Bases 167 to 649 code for a protein of 160 amino acids. The transcript has 3 exons. The record is from RefSeq and is a predicted model, not a curated record. Lineage: Eukaryota; Fungi; Mortierellomycota; Mortierellomycetes; Mortierellales; Mortierellaceae.